UAUAUAUAUAUGCAACAAAAUAAGCCAACAUCCAAUUGCUCUAGAAAAUUUAUACUCUCUCAAAAAAUGCCAAAGAUCAUGUGGAAGAGCCUCCAUCUUUGCUUCCCGUCAAAUCUCACCAAAUGCUACUCUUCGCCGUGCCUUCCUCCAUUGGCCGCCGCCGCUGCUGAGGACGACGAUCCCAGCCGUCCCUCUAUCGUUCUCAUCAACAACUUCAACCUACUCUACCACAACGACCACAACAACUAUCACCACCGUGUCGUUGACUUACCUUCCUCAUCCACCGCCACCACCUUCUCCUCUUCUGCCACGUCAUCAUACGAAUCCGAGAGCCAAGACAUUUCUCCUGAAUUAUCCGCCGCUUUCGCUUCCCGUCGCUUCUUCUUCUCUUCCCCUGGCCGAUCAAAUGCAAUCACCGACUCACCGGAAACACGGUCAAGAGAACUCUCUGAUAAUAGCGACAGUGCCACGAUCAAGACACCAAAGAAGACGAAGUACGACACUAGCAUGAACACCACGAGGCUUCUAAGCGGAGGUUCCGCCGUGAAGCAACACGUGUACUCACCGGAUCCGUUAACUGACUUCCGACGGUCAAUGCAGGAGAUGAUUGAUGCCGCCAUCGAAGCCGGAGAUCUUAGCCAUCCCGACGAGGGUUAUGAUUACUUGAACGAGCUGCUUCUCAGUUAUCUAGCGUUGAAUCCAACCGACAUGCACAAGUUCAUCAUAAGGGCUUUCUCCGACAUCAUGGUUUCACUCUUGUCGGAAGAACGUCGGAUAUGAUAACGCCGCGGCCGCCUGGAUAAAAAAUGAUCGUGUAAUAAAUGACCCACGUGAUUUUAUUAAUUAAGUCGAUGGACCUAACAUCUUUUUUACAUUAUCGUCUCCAAGGAAGAGAAGCUAGCUAACUACUAACAAUUUUAUCUCUUUUUUUUUGUAUUUUGUAUUUUUUAUUAAAUAAACAUCAACAGAGGUGAACUAAUGGCUGUAAAAUGGUAAAUAUAUAAUGGAAUUAGCGGGGGAUAGAAAGGAA
This is a messenger RNA of Brassica napus (rape), 1030 nucleotides long. RefSeq names its product transcription repressor OFP16-like. NCBI's taxonomy places the organism in Eukaryota, Viridiplantae, Streptophyta, Magnoliopsida, Brassicales, Brassicaceae. The record is from RefSeq and is a predicted model, not a curated record. Gene Ontology annotation, biological process: negative regulation of DNA-templated transcription. The transcript has a single exon. Bases 10 to 780 code for a protein of 256 amino acids.